AUGGGAUUCCUUGAUCCGCGUAAGAAGUUUAUUGCGAAAUCUCUGGAAUUAUGUUUCAAUCUGGAAGACUCAAAUACCACUGUGGUGUAUUCAAACUCAAUUGUCGAAACAUUUUUGAAUACCAGCAAUGCUAAGCUUCUUUUUGUAACGCUUACGGAAGAACAGGAAAUCUUGUUUUGGCUUGAGGUUCCAAAUAUGGAUCAGUAUAAAGUGGCGUAUGCAUUUUUGAAAGCGAUCCCUGAAGAACUAACCGAAGAGAACAUUCACUCAGGGAUCCUAACUGUCUCUGUUAGAGGUUCUGUAUCCCAGAACUUUUACAACGUUAUCGACACUUUGUACGCGCCACUGCUGAUGAAGUAUGAGGAGAAGGCUGUUAACCAAAAUCCACUCCUUCAAACGGCGCUCCAUGAUUUGGUCACUGGACUAUCCAAUCUCGCCAAAUUGCUCAUAUUUGACAUAGCUUCAGAGGCUGAGUUCUGGAAGGCAAAGUCGAGGUCAGUACAAGUUAAGCUCAAUAGGGAUCGGCACGUUGCUGAGACUAUUUACAGACAUCUUAAACCUGCGGCCGACGCUACCCAAAGACUCCAGCUUCAUUGUAACCCAGGAUCUGGGUCAACUGAGUCUGCGGAUCCAUUUGGUUUCCUUGGGCUCCUCACAGAGACCCUAGAAUCAACUGUACUUGACAGUCUUGAUGAUAUCUGGCGGCUUAGUGAAGAAUCUGCUUUCACACCCUACCCGGAGUCUAGAAUGCGCUCUCUCAUAGAAGCAACCACAUGUUGGAUUUGUCGAACUCUCGUUUCGUACCUGAAUGCUCCAAGUGACGGUUCUGGUGUCUCAACAGUUUGGAGCAGGCCAUUCAAACAGGUACUAGAAAUCCGGUGUGUUUACAGCAAAUUAGUGAAGGUGUUUGAUCUUCAAGAACGUGAGCGACUAGGACUACAGCAAAGCUUGGAUGAAUUUCUAUGCAAAGGUUUACUCACCUCUUCGACAAAACCUGGCCUCCAAAAUAGCGCUUUUUACCAGUUUAUAUGCAACCCUUUGGCCUACAGUCCUUGCAAUAUCGAUCACUGGAACGCACUGGUGAGCCUCUUCAAUGAAGGGAUUCGUGUAGCGGAGGUCUCGGCAGUGCCCCAUUUGCAUUUUUCACUAUCCUCCAUCGUGCAAAACUCUGCCGAAAUCGCGAUGGUCGCACCGCAAGUAAUUUUGGAGUUUCAGCGUUACGGUGUGCUUUAUGGAAGACCUGUGAUUGCAAAAGCUCUGCAAGCGGAUCGCGAAGUACUUCUUGGCUUCAUUGAAGUGGGCGAAAAGGCGAUUCGAGAAGAAUUUUCGACUAGACUGAUGGAUUCAUCAGAGAAUAAAUUCAUUGAUCCAACUCAUACGCGCCAUGGAAAGAACAUUCCUGAUCUGGUUGACAGACUUGUUUGGGCCGGUCAAUUGGAGGCCAGAGUUUCAGAGCACCUCAUUCUGACUGACUCGAUCCUCCACGAUCUCACUAAUUAUGGAAGUUUAAAGGAGCAGAAACUUCAAUUGCUCAAGGAUGAGAUAUCCCAAUGGUGUAAGGAUCAGUUCCACAGCUGGUGUCGCCUCACCCAGUUGGCUCUUGACGCCACGGGGAAGGACUGGAGUGCUGAGGAGUUUCUGACAUUUGAUUCUUCCGGUAGCCUCCUGUGCCUCUCCACAACGGAUGGACGUCUACGCGUAGGCUACCCCGAUGGGUUGGUGCGGCUUCAGCGCGAGGUGCGUCUACUGUCUGGCCUCGGUUAUUCUGUGCCCCAGCGCCUCCGCAAGGUCGCCGCUCAGGCCGAGGCUCUCUGUCGGCACGCUAUCGUUCUAAAGCAGGUUGCCCACUUUUACAACUCCAUCGAUAGUGAAAUGUUGCCGUGCCAGCAAGCACUAAUGCUGAAGUCUGCGUUGGCUUUUGAGCACCUUAUCAAAUUCGGUCAUCAAAAGGGCAAAGGUGAUGUUUGCUUUUCAAGCCUGGGAGACCAACUAUGCCGCAUUACCUGGAAUCAGACUGAACAAAUUCCUGCUUUUAUUGCUCUGCUACAGACAACUGCACGAAAUCUGAUGGAAGAGAACAGACAGCUGCGAAAAGUACAUCAAGAGCUAGUUUCUAAAGUAGUAGCACUGAUGGAAGUGGAUUUGUUACGGGAACCAGGGAAGUGGCGUGAGGGGCUAGCAUGGAUGCGAUGUCGCUUAGCAGAAACAGCCAGCACCGGCGGCUACCCAGCAGAUCACAUGCGCCCCUGGCUUGCUCACCUUGAUCGACAGCUCUACAAGGCUCUUAGUGUACAGUACCGUCUAGGGCUUGAGACUCUCAGCCAACGAAUGCCUGCGAUGCACAUCGAACUCAUCUAUCAACACUCCCAACUUUCCUUUCAACCACCCCUCGAAGAGGCAUGUUUACAUUUCAGCUGGACCUUUGAACGGAAUCAUAUAAAAGCGAAGUACUAUCGUGAGAUCCGAAAGUUUAUCGGAAUACCACUGCACUUUAGAGGAAUCUUGGACUAUCAAAAUAAGGAUUUCACUACUGAUACCUCUUGCAUUUUCCCCCUCAUCAUCGAAAAACAUAUGCCGAGAUUUCGGAUGUGCUACCACAGAGCAGAAAUACUCUUUACCCGUUUGCAAGCCGUAAUGGAUUUAUUUCUCACCUGGGUUGCACUGGGUAGCGUUAAUCUUGAGGACCUCGUCGAUGUGCAAUGCCGAGAUCUGGCUGAUUAUGAAAACCUUCUAUUUCGCAUGGUUAAUCCUUACUCUCGUUUCCUUUUUGAUCCUGGUCGGUCGAUCGCUCUCAAGCGUCGAGGGCGCGCUGUGGAGGAACUGCCUAAUGAAGCUAAAAUAGACUGCUUUAUUGUUAAUUGUGUCCCUGCGAAGAAUGGAAUUGAACGGCUUUUGCAGAAUCUAUAUGAAGCCUUGCUAAAUUGCUUAAGGCGUUCAGUACAGGCUGACCUUGUGACUGCUGAUGCUUUCUUAACAGAUGCCCUUGAGAGACUCUCCAUUCGACCCCAAAAUCUGGAAGAGAUGGCAGGUGCGCGGGGAGGACACAGCGUGCUGACCAGAGAGCAGUUACGUCUAGCCGAUCGUCUGGCCUGCAUAGAGAAGAAAGAUAAGCUUCUUCGUCAUGUCUCCGGCUGCGGUGUCGGUUCAUUUAGCACUAUCAAAUCAAAGUGGACAAAAUUCCAACUCAUGAUGGACAGUUUCAAACUCAUGAUGGAUGAGCAAAUGAAUGUUAUGCAAUCGAACCUGGAUUCUCGAGUCAGAGCUUUCGUGGCCCAAGUAGAGCGCUUUUCCGCACGCUGGCAGCACACACAGCCCCCCACUGAUCUACUUGCAUCUGGCGACAGAAAGCAGUGCCUCGCUGCUGUGACAAUCAUAAAAAGUUGGAAAGAGGACUUUGCGGAAAUCGAGAAAGCCUUGAAUGACAUUUCGAUGGACUGUGCGUAUUUCAAAACUCCUUUACCAAACCUCGAUCUAGCCGAAGAACUGCGUUCCAGUUUAGCCAAGGCGGAGAACAUGUGGUCUAUGUAUGAACAGUUUACUCUUGAGCUUCGGGAUCUUGAAAAAGAAAAGUGGAUUGCAUUUAGAAUGGAGCUGUUUCGUCUCAUCGGUUUGUCGCACGAGAUACGCCUAGAGGAAGUUAGCUUUGGUACUAUCCUCUCCGCGGCUCCAUGGAUAGUGGCCAACGCCAGCGCCCUCAAGGCGCUUGCCCAACGCGCUCAAAGCGAGAGGGUGAUGUGCGAGGCGCUGCAGGAACUCGACGUCUGGGCUGCCGGGACGACCUUCCUGCUCACACCCUAUACUGACUGCAGGGGCAAACACCUAAAGCUUAUUAAGGAUUGGCAGGACAUUAUCACGCAAGUCGGAGAUAAGCAGACCUUACUCGCUUCUCUGCAAGGGUCGCCCAGUUUCAAUAGUUUUGCAGACCGCGUGGACGCAUGGGAGAGGCGGCUCGUUGAUCUCGACGCCAGUCUCAGUAGUCUUCAGAUGGUACAGCGGCGUUGGGUUUACCUUGAGCCUAUUUUCGGUGGGGGUGCUUUAAAGGUCGAGACCCCACGGUUCAAUCGAGUUGAUGCAGAUUUUAGGAGCUUGAUGGCUGACAUUGAGUGUGACAGUCGAGUUGUCAGUUUGACUAAGGGACGACGGGAGAACGAACUUCAGGGCGUACUCACAAACAUGCAGAAUCAACUUAUCCGCUGCCAGCGUGCCUUGACUGAAUAUCUUGAAGAGAAGCGAAACCUUUUCCCUCGAUUUUACUUCCUUGGCGACGAUGACCUUCUGGAGGUGCUCGGACAGUCAUCCAACCCCGUCAUCAUUCAGACGCAUCUGCGGAAACUAUUUCAAGCCAUCCAAGAUGCAAAAUUCCUUAAAAUUGAUAAUGGAAUAAAUAUUACUGAUUUUUGCUCACGCGAAGGCGAAUCAGUGCCUAUGAAGAAACCUGUUUUAGUUGACAAUGAAAUUGAAAAAUGGCUUCGGGAGCUUGAAGCAGAAAUGCACUCUACUCUUGGGACCAUGUUUUUCGAUUGCUUGGAGGGUCGUGGUGAACUCCAUGAUUACCCUGGACAAAUACUUGCUCUUCGAGAAUCAGUUAGAUUUUCAGAAAAGGUUGAAAAAGCCAUCAAAACUGGGAAGCUUUCUCUCCUUCUUCGGGAGUUGCAGACUACACUAAAAUCUUACGCUGAAGCAAAUAUAAGAUGCCAGUGGGCUGGAAUGAACUCCGACUCAGGCGACACUUCGCAAAUGCUUUCUCGUGUGUCCUCCGCCAAAUUAUCCACCCUCAUUCUGGAUACAGGCCACAAUAUUAAUGUUGUGAGCCACCUGAUCAGGGAGGUUGCUACCUCUGUGCACGAUUGGACCUGGCAGAAGCAGCUGCGUUUUUACUCUGCUAGAGACGUAGAGGCGACCGCCCCAAAAAUUCGCAUGGCAAACGCUGAAUUUACCUACACUUUUGAGUAUCAGGGCAAUAAUCCUAGACUAGUACAUACACCCUUAACGGACAAGUGCUACCUCACAUUGACACAGGCACUGCAAUCGGGAUUAGGCGGGAACCCCUAUGGACCUGCAGGCACAGGCAAAACUGAGUCAGUGAAGCAAUUAGGCGAACUAUUUGGAAGGCAGGUCCUCGUGUUCAAUUGUGAUGGUGGCAUUGAUGUAGAGUCGAUGGGACGCAUUUUUGUGGGACUGGUGAAAUGCGGAGCUUGGGGAUGCUUCGAUGAAUUUAAUCGUCUAGAAGAAGCUGUGAUGUCUGCUAUAUCAACACAAAUUCAAGUCAUACAGAAUGCCCUUCGUUCAGGCGCGCCAACUGUGGAGCUUUUGGGAAAGUCCAUAAAUCCUAAUCCAACCGCAAGUAUUUUCAUAACGCUGAAUCCGGCAGGGAAAGGUUAUGGUGGACGUCAGAAACUGCCCGGCAAUUUAAAACAGCUCUUCAGACCCGUAUCAAUGACCAAGCCAGACAACGAAUUAAUAGCUGAGACUCUUUUAUUUUCAUAUGGCUUUAGUCAUGGACAUGAACUGGGCAAGAAACUAGUCGCUAUCUUCACUCUCUCUAGCCAAACCCUCUCAGUACAACAGCACUACGACUGGGGCUUGCGAGCCCUAAAAUCUGUGCUGCGACGUGCAGGAAUGCUUCUGCACCAGACAAAGCAAAAAAUGUCCCAAGAGGACUCCUUAUCCGCUGCAAACUUGCCAGAAUCACCUUCGCAACAAUUGGAUUCGUUGGUCGUCGAGACCCAACUGAUUAUCCAGUCUGUGCGGAGUUGCAGCCUAGCAAGGUUAACGCAUUCAGACGCUACUCGUUUUGAGGCCCUUUUGGGCGACGUCUUUCCCAAUUUGAGGCAUCAUGCUGGCGCUCAGGAGGAUGAUUUUACAAAGAAACUCAUUACAGCCAUUCACGAAGUUCUAGCUGAAAAUCAUUUGUAUGCAAUUGAACACCAGGUGAAGAAAACGCUUGAAGUAUACUCUUUGCUAAAUCAGCGAACCGGGGUGGUUGUAGUUGGUCCAUCAGGCUGUGGGAAAUCCACCGUACUUUGCGUUUUAUGGUUGGCUCUACAGAAGAUUGGUGUCCGUGUUAAGCGCUACAUCAUGAAUCCGAAGGCUCUCUCAAGAACUCAUCUGCUUGGGCGUAUCGAUCCCGACACCAGAGAAUGGACUGACGGUGUAUUAACUCGCAGUGCUAGAGACGUAGUUCGAGAACCUUCAGGAACCGUGUCUUGGAUAAUUUGUGAUGGGGACAUUGAUCCUGAGUGGGUCGAGUCGCUGAAUUCGGUACUUGAUGAUAACGGCCUGCUGACACUGCCUAGUGGUGAGCGCAUUCGAUUCGGAAGUAAUGUCAACUUCAUCUUUGAGACACAUGACCUAUCCUGCGCCAGUCCAGCAACUGUCUCACGAAUGGGUAUCGUCUUCAUCAGUGAUGAGAUGCUCGGUGCUGACGCGAUAAUCAAGACCUGGCUCUUAAAGCAACCCAAGGAGCAUAGACAGUUCCUUUCAGAUAUGCUCAAUACAGCAUUCUGUCCAUGCCUUAGUUGGGUUGAAACAAAGAACGAAUAUUUGAUAGAGGCUAGCUAUACGGCGACCAUCCUUAAUGGCCUCUCACAUCUAGUGGGCGCCACUAACCGGGCUAGGUUUGCAGUUGGGCUAAUCCGUGGUCUGGGUUCGAAUUUGCUGGAGCCGGUUAAGAGCCAAUUAGCAGCAAAGGUCUACGAGGCAACAGGUGAAACUCCACCUGAUCCUUCUCAUCCUCUGAAUGUCCGGGUGGAUGAGGAAACAGGAACUCGGCUCGUCGCCUAUUCGGAUGAAAUUUCUUUGGUCGAUAUGGAUUUAGCCAGUUUGCAAGGAACUGAUGAAAUUAACGCGGAGAAUAAGAACUUUAUAGAGGCAAAAUUUGUGCAAGACUUUGCACCUACUCUGCGACCACCACUCGUGAUAUCUGCACACAUUCGCUGUGCUAUUGACGCUUUUCGCUUGUGGCUCGAUGACCCAUCAGCAAAGCAGUCAUUUUUGCUUGUUGGGCCAGAGGGGUGUGGAAAGGGCCUACUCCUUGAGCACUGUCUAUCCGAAAGCAAGGGAAGGGCCCAUGUAAUAGUGUUACAGUGUACUGCGCAGACACGUCCCAGCAAUAUUCUUGAUAAACUGGGCCAGGCUUGCGUCACCGUGACGGGGAGCAGUGUCAUCGGAGCUAGUCGAGUCCUCCGCCCCAAGAAGGGUGAUCGGCUAGUGCUAUUAUUGCGCGACCUCAAUCUGCCCAAACCGGAUAAAUGGGGAUCCUGUGAAGUUGUAGCUUUUCUGCAACAAAUUUUGACGUAUCGAGGCUUCUACGAUGCCAAUUCCUUGGAGUUUAUUGGGAUCGAAGAUAUUCAGAUCAUUGCAACCCUCACACCAAGUUCUCUCUCUGGAGGUUUGGGGCGGUUUCUCCUGUCACCUAGACUGACCUCAAUUCUUCGUAUCGCUUCGAUAACUAAUCCUAGUUCGGACGAGCUUGUUAAGAUUUACAACUGUCUGCUUCAGCAUGUCUUCAAUGUAUCAGUUAAGCCUGCUUUUGAGCUAGCAACCUCAACAUUUAAAGGUAGAGAUUGUUCCAAUCGUCUACAUACCCUAGCUAGCACAAUGGUACAUAUGUGGUCGCAGCUGGAGCAGACCUUCAAAGCCAGUGGGUUUCCUCAUUGUAGUUUCUCUUUAAGGGAUUUGACACACUGGGUGAUUGGAAUGAUGCGUUACAAUCUGGCUCCUGAACCCAUAUCUGGGAACAUGUGGGUAGCAUUCGCUUACGAGGCGCGACGUCUCUUUCGUGAUCGCAUGCCAGGCGAAGAAUACAGGCUGAAAUUCGAUAAAUUAUUUUAUCGUCUUCUAAAUGUAGAUUCUGAGGCAGGCAUCGGAUUUGGUGGUUGGAGUAGUGUUCAGUCAAAAACGCUCUCUGAAUCUUCAUUGGCUGCCAAGUUUGCUUCCGGUGAUCCCAUAGCAGUUGAGUCUGAUGCUGAAAUUGCCGAGGCUUCAAUUAAGAAAGGUCAACAUUGGUUCGUUUCUUCCUGUUUGUUCGAACCUCAUCCGCUAAAAAGCAACAUGAAACCUUGCAAUAAGGUGCUCUCUCUAGUUUCCUACUCCUCGAUGCAUGAAAUAGUUGCCUCGAGCUUAAAACAACUUGCAAGGGAGUCGUAUCCCAAAGCCGAAGAACUGGUUGUCUUCCCUGACUUUUUGGACCUUAUAACGAGAAUAGAUAGAGUUCUCAGCAAACCUCAUGGGAAUUUGUUGCUAGCUGGUCGGUGUGGUAUCGGUAGACGGUCUGCUCUUCGUGUUGUCGUUCACCUUCACCGAUUUCAAUUGUUUACCCCCCGAGCAGGGUCCAACAUUACCAAACGCAACUUCCAAAACGACUUAAAGUCCGCCUGUCAAUCAGCAGCAGUCGAUUGCGUGCCUACUGUUCUUCUCCUAGAAGAUCACCAUUUGGUAAAUGAGAUCAUUUUGGAAGCCAUAAAUAGCAUCCUGUCCAGUGGAGAGGCUCCGGGACUAAUAUCUGUUGAGGAUGUUGAAUCAAUGACCUCAAGCGAAGGUGCCAAUCUUCGAGAUAUAGCUGCAGAAACUAAUUAUGCGGGAACUUUAAUGAGUUUCUUUGCUAAAAGGAUUCGUGCUUAUCUCCAUGUCGUCAUUCUGCUUGACAUUGAGGAAAAGGAAAAUUUGGUUUCAUGCUUACAAGCCAAUCCCUCUUUGUACAAAAACUGUGAAAUCAGUUGGUUGGAUAAGUGGUCAUCUGUGGGACAAUCCAUCCUCCCAAACUUACUGGCCCCAAAUCUAGUAGAGAACCCUCGGAAGACUUCAUUCUCACGAGCAUGUUUGGCGAUUCAUAAUUCUGUUCCAUAUCCAAGGUUGGCUUCACCGAGGCGCUUCAUUUCAAUGUGUACCACCUGUCAGGAUCUCUGUGCACGCAGCAGAAAUCAGUUAGAGUUUCAAAUUACGCGCUUUAGAGCAGGUUUGACAAAGUUAUUUGAAGCUAGACAGCAUGUAAACAAACUGAAAAUGGACGCUGCAAAGCAAGAGCGACUGCUCCAUGAAAGACAAGCGGAAGCUGACAAAGCCCUUUCAGAAAUUAGUUUGGCAAUGCAAGGCGCAGGAAAGCAGAGAGCGGAUAUGGAGGAACUUCAGAAGCGUUCAGUAGUAGAGGCGGCGAGUUUGGAGGGGCGUAAGGCGACAAUAGAUGCCGAGAUGGCGAAAAUCGGUCCGCUACUAAAGGAGGCGCAGGCGGCAGUAGGUAACAUUCGCUCAGAGGCACUGUCGGAAGUGCGAGCACUGCGCGCCCCUCCCGAUGUUAUUCGCGAUAUCCUCGAAGGUGUCCUCCUUCUUAUGGGUGUUCGUGACACUUCUUGGGCUAGUAUGCGUACAUUCCUCGCCCGACGUGGGAUUCAGGAUGAAAUCCGGAACUUUGACGCUCGACGCAUUACGCCUGACUUGAGGCAUAGUGUCGAGGUUCUUCUGAAGAAGAAUGCCGAUUCUUUCAGUCCCAAGUCAGCGCGGCGGGCAUCGGUAGCUGCUGCACCGUUAGCCUCAUGGGUGCAAGCAAAUGUGCAGUAUGCAAGAGUCUUGGAGAAGCUUGCGCCGUUGGAGAGAGAGCAGGCUAGUCUUCAUCACUCCCUUGAAAUUACCCAAGCCGAAGUGCAGCGUCUAACUCGAGAUCUCAACUCCGUGGACGCAAGAGUGGCAAACCUGCAGAGCGUCUUCGAGGUGCAUGCCAAGGCAGCUACAGAUCUUCAAACUGAGCUUGGGAAGGCUAAACAUACUCUCUCAAUUGCUGAAGAUCUUAUUUCUGGGCUGGAAAGCGAGCACGGACGCUGGGAAAAGGAGGUCGACUCCUUAAACGAGCAGUUGAAAGUGCUACCAGUUAUGUCACUCAUGGCUGCUGGCUUCAUUACUUACCUCUCAUCCUGCUCGGAGGAUGUACGUCAAAAUACCAUGGCCAAUUGGUGGCAGCAGCUAGAAGAAUUGGAGUUGCGAUUGUCCGUUGAAGACUGCGCGCAGAAGACAUCGCGCUUCGAUCUUCUGCGCUUUCUGGUAACAGAGAAGGACCGGCUUCAUUGGAAAACACAAGGACUGCCCUCCGACAGUCUUUCAUUGGAAAACGCCGUGGUUAUACUCCGGUCAAACUUAUUCCCCUUCAUUGUUGCUCCUUCUGGAAGUGUUGUCCGAUGGUUAAAGAGUCAACUUGAGGACCAGCAAAUUGAAGUCACUGAUCAGCGGAGUCACAACUUUCCAACCGUACUGGAAUUGGCAAUUCGUUUUGGAAAAGCGCUUGUAGUUCAGGAAAUCGAUCGAAUUGACCCCAUCCUUUUCCCAAUUUUGAGGCGUGAUUUUUCGUUGCAAGAAACUAUAGGUCCACGGAAGACGGUGAAGUUGGGCGAUAAGGAGGUAGACUACAAUGAGAACUUCCGCCUCUUCAUGAUGACUCGAGAGCCCUGGCUUUCGACAAGCUCGGUGCAACCCGGGUGCAUAGCCUCGCUGGUCACCGUGGUGAACUUCCAGACUACGCGCUCCAGUUUGGUGGGUCACCUACUCGAAAUCACCCUCCAACACGAGUGCAGUGAACUUGAGACUCGUCGAUUGGAACUUCUUGAAGGGGAGGAGGUCAAGAAACUUGAGCUUGCACAACUAGAAGAUCAAUUACUUGAGGAGUUGGCGAGUUCUCGCGGGAACAUUUUGGAAAACACGGAUCUUCUUGAUUCUCUCAACAAAACAAAGCACUCAAGCAUCACUGUAGCACAAACUCUCGCUGAAUUCGAACGCCUUCAGGUGGAACUUGAAAAUGAACGGGAUGAAUUUCGAUGUUUAGCAGAAGGCGGAAGCCGUGUAUUCUUUGCUCUAAGUGAUUUGUUGAAAAUCAACAAUAUGUAUCAGUUUAGUCUGAGCAGCUUUACCAACCUCUUUCGCAGAGCUCUUGAAAGUCCAUGUGAGACUACCCUGUCUGUACAAAAAAGAAUGAUGUUUUUUCUGAGACGUCUUGAGGCCCUUGUUGUGGAGCACGUACUGCGAGCCCUCUUCAAGGUGGAUAGACUGACAUUCCUGCUGCAUCUGACCUACUGCUUGCGUCCAUGUGAAGUAAAGGAUGCAGCUGGUCAGCCAAAAUUGUACGAAAAGCUUCGCUUCAAUGAUGCUGAGAUUUGGUCGCACUGGAUGCAUUCAGAGGAUUCUGAAUGUGGUAAAUUACCUGCAGCACUGAGUGACAUUCCACUGGCUCCUCUCCAAACAAUGAUUGUGAUUCAGACACUUCAACCCACUGCACUUUACCGAACGAUGAAUGAGUUUACAAAGAAGGCCCUUGGUUUACCACACCUCUCCCCCUCGGGCAUCAGCCUUCUUCGUCUCUUUACCGUUGAAACUAGUCCACGGGAGCCAGUCCUACUAGUUACUAGUCCUGGAGCCGAUCCUUCGCAAGAAUUAGCCGACGCCGCAGCCGCCGCCUCCGCUGCCAGUGGCGGUACGAUAGGGUGUAACUACCAUGAGGUUGCUAUGGGACAGGGUCAGUUAGAAAUCGCGUUGUCCGAGAUCUCUGCAGCCGCCCAGUCAGGCGGGUGGGUAUGCCUAAAGAAUCUCCAUCUUGUCACUCACUGGCUUCCAGUGCUCGAGAAACACAUAAAUCUACUGAUAAGUGCUGAUUGCGAGAUGGAGGAAGUAGCAGCUAGGACACAGCGGCACCUCCACCCUCACUUCCGCUUGUGGCUAACCACGGAGCCACAUGACAACUUUCCCUCCACCCUUCUUCAGUCCUGCCUUAAAGUAGCUUAUGAGGCACCACCGGGACUGAAAAAUAAUCUAAAGCGGACAUAUGAGAGCUGGCAUCCCGAUUUCUUUGCAAAGAGUGGGUCUCUAACGCGCACUACAGCUCUCGCUUGUCUGGCCUGGUUCCAUGCUGUUCUCCAAGAGCGACGUAGCUUCAUUCCACAGAGUUGGACGAAGUUCUACGAGUUCACCUCUGUUGACGUUCGGGCUGCAGCAAGCACACUUGAUCGGCUCAUUACACCUGCUGUCUCCGCUGUGCCCACAUCGGCCAUCUGGCCGACCGUGAGGGGGCUGCUUGGCAGUGCCAUCUACGGCGGACGCAUGGACAAUGCAUUCGAUUUCAGCGUGCUCAAGUCAUUUCUUAAUUGCAUUUUUAGCGAUUCAACCCUGAGUCUGCGACAGUUGGGCUCACUGAAAUUGCCGAACACGACUAAUUUGAAGGAUUACGUAACUGCCAUUGAUCAACUCUCCGAUAUGGACGAUCCGCACGAUCUUGGACUACCAGCAAAUAUAAAUAAGACGGCUCAACUUGCCGCAGCAGCGAACGUACUUGGACAACUGCGCCUUCUUCAAAGCCAUGUUGGUUCUUCGCACGAAAGUGAUCGGAGUCUCUGGGCAGAGGAGCUCAAUCCCAUCCUUGGUCUUUGGAGGAAAAUCAACGCGGACGGAGCUCUUUUACCAAGCAGAGAUAAACGUCUGAGAGACAUGCUGGUGAGGGUGGAGGAGAAAUCACUGCACGAUGCCAAGGAGUCUCCGGUGCUCUCGUUUCUUCACCGCGAAAUGACCAGUGCUCUUGACCUCAUCGCCAGGAUUCACAGUAAUCUAGGAUCAUUGGCAAAAUUCCUACGUGGAACCCAGGUUCUCUCACAAGAACUGUACGUGGUAGUUUGUUCACUUCUCCAGAGCAAGACACCUGCUGCUUGGUUAGCCAUGUGGAACACGGGACCAGAGGACAGUUAUUCCUUCAUCCGAUCCGCUGUUGCAAAAACACAGGCUCUACAGAAAUGGCUGCUUCGUUCCGAAUCAUUGCCUCGGUUUUUUUCUCCUGAAGUAAAUUGCAAUCUUGCUGAUUUCUUCAAUCCUGCCAUCUUUCUCAACGCUCUGCGACAGCAGACGGCUCGCCACCUUCAGUUGGCAAUUGAUCAACUAAAGCUUGUAUCGAAGUGGCCCAGCCUUCAGCGAGAACUUGAGAGCUAUUCUGGCAGUGACUUUCUUGCAAUCUCCAAUCUGCAGCUAGAGGGAGCUCUUUUCAAAGAUGGAAGGCUAACUGAAUGCCACGCAACAUCUCCGGCUGUUUCGGCACUACCUGAUAUACAAAUCGCAUGGAGGCCAUGUUGUCCCCUUUGUCUGGAACCCAUGGAUUCCGAUGAUGUAUCGUUCUUCCCAUGCCCCUGUCUCUACCAGCCUUACGACCCGGAUGCACCCGCCGUUCGAGUUCCGCAAACAUCGACAGGUGAAUCUAAGCGAAAGCCUAUGAAAAGGAAAAAGGAGGUAUUGAACAAACCGCAGAUUUCCAAAGAAACGUUUAAGCUCCUGCCAGAGCUCAGGGUUAUUCAAACAAAUCUAGUUUUUGUAGUUGGUUUGCCUCAGUGGAUAUCGAAGGACAAGGAAAUUCUGAAGGGUCCUCAAUAUUUUGGUCAGUUUGGUAAAGUGUACAAGGUCGAAGUUAACGCCAAUCAAACAUUUACCGGUCCACAAGGUCAACCGAGCAUUAGUGCUUACAUCACUUAUGAUCGCUCAGAGGAUGCAAUGCGAGCCGUUCUCACAUUAGACCAAUCUAUGAUGCACGGUCGACAGUUGCGUGUGUCUCUAGGAACCACAAAGUACUGCAGCCAAUUCCUUCGUGGCCAUAAAUGUAAUAAGCAUGAGUGUAUGUACCUUCAUGGCUUGGGCGACCCGAAAGCUAGUUUUACGAAGGAGCAGAUGCACGCCGGGAAACACACAGAAUAUAUGAAAGCACUCCUAGAUGAGUUUGUCGCUAAUCAAGCGGCAACGGCCACCACUGGCUGCGGAACUAAUCCUGAAGUGGGUAUCUGCGAUACCAGUAGCGGCAACACCGUACAGAAUCAGGAGUCAACUGUCGUUGCAUCAGAUUCUAGAGCUACCUCUGUCACUGUCACCGAUGCUCUUCGGUCGUCAGAAAGGGAUCCAAUUGCUAUCGUUCGGAGUGGAGAGCCUCAGUCUGCAAACGAUCACGUUGUACCUUCUUACUCCUCCUCUUCUUGUAUAUCCUCUUAUGAGAGUUCCAAAGGCCUCUUUUACUCCCAACGCCACGUAGAUCCGAAUCAUCAAGGCCUCGACUGUGGCAGUUGCGGCAGUAGCACCAACAUGAACGCCUUUCCCGACAUAGACUUUGAUCCAAUCCGCGAAUCACAAGUUGGACUGGCGGAGUUGAUGGCGUCCGAGCAGCCUCCUCAGCCGCAGGUAUCUCUUGCCACUCAGACUUUUCCUCCCUCCUUACCUCUAAUGUUCACACCACCACCCGGUUUUGAGAAUUCGCCUGCGGCUGCUCCGGAAGAUAUAGCUUCCCUCAUUGCGGCUACCUCCCAGAGUAGGAAUUUCUUUGACUCUGUAUACAGUCCUUUCGCCCAAAUAGCUGCGGCUGCGGCGCUGGCCCAUCAGAAUCAACAACAGCCACAGCACUGGACUGCCUUCAAUGGAGCAGCAGACUUGGAGUUUUUGACUCACUUAUUGAGGCAGGCUAUGCAAAUUGAUGGGGGUCAGCAUUCUCAGUCUGCACAGCCUUCGACGUCGAUGGGUAGUCCUAGUGGUGGUGGCACCGAUGAUUUCAAAUGCUAUACUGCUCCCUCCACAUCGGCUACUGCUACAACCCUAGGUGUACGUUUCGUUUCUUUUAUCCAUCCAUUUGUUUAG
Hydatigera taeniaeformis is the source of this 14628-nucleotide messenger RNA. NCBI's taxonomy places the organism in Eukaryota, Metazoa, Platyhelminthes, Cestoda, Cyclophyllidea, Taeniidae. The record is from the annotation of a GenBank genome assembly.